Molecule: messenger RNA, 1306 nt
Organism: Canariomyces notabilis
Lineage: Eukaryota; Fungi; Ascomycota; Sordariomycetes; Sordariales; Chaetomiaceae
Product: methyltransferase
Exons: 2
Coding region: 166-1233 (355 amino acids)
Molecular function (GO): tRNA (cytidine-N3)-methyltransferase activity
Source: RefSeq, a predicted model, not a curated record
CUCCGCUCGUUUUUCACCCCUCUGAUGUUCCGCAUCUACAGAGUACAAGUUUCUGCGAAAUGGUCCCGCGGACUCGCAUUUCAGCCAGCGUCGCUCAAUGACCUGCGGCGCCUGUUAGCUGCUCCCUCCAGGCGCGCUAACACGAAUUCUACGCUACCGCCCGCCAUGACAGCCGACUGCCCUACGGUCGAGGCUGCUGGCCAGACCGAUGACCAAGAGAAACUUGGUGUUGCGAUGUCCUCGCUCGAAAUAGCAGAGGAACAACAGCAGCCCAAAGUCCCUCCCCAUCGCUCGCACGACCCCCAGUAUAACCAAAAGAGGAGCGACCCGUUCCAGUUCGGGUCCCGCUACCUUGGAGAGGACGAUGACGUCUUCGAGUUCAAUGCCUGGGACCAUGUUGAGACUGACGAUGCGUACAAGGAGUAUGCUGAGCAGCAGUAUGCCAUGCAGAGGCAGUCGCCUGUAUCGGACUUUGACAAGGUCCGAUUCAAUUCCGACCCUGCAAGAUGGUGGAACCGGUUCUACAAGAACAAUACAGCCAAUUUCUUCAAGGACCGCAAAUGGCUUCAGCAGGAGUUCCCGAUCUUGGAAAAGGUAACUCAGGAGGAUGCCGGUCCUGUCACCAUCCUUGAGAUUGGAGCCGGCGCCGGAAACACGGCGUUCCCCGUGCUCUCCAAGAACAAAAACCCGAAACUGAAGCUGCAUGCUUGCGAUUUCUCCAAGCAGGCAGUUGAGGUCAUGCGGAACCACGAGUCGUACGACUCGGAGGUGAUGCAAGCCGAUGUCUGGGACGUUGCCGGAGACGAUCUUCCACCUGGUCUUGGAGAGGGAUCCGUGGAUGUUGCAGUGAUGAUAUUCAUCUUUUCGGCCCUCUCUCCGUCACAAUGGGACAAGGCAGUAGAGAAUGUGUACCGUGUGCUCAAGCCGGGCGGUGAGGUCUGCUUCCGCGACUAUGGCAGAGGAGACCUUGCCCAAGUCCGGUUCCGAAAAGGACGGUAUCUGGACGAGAACUUCUACAUCCGGGGCGACGGAACGCGUGUCUACUUUUUUGAGAAGGAUGAGCUGGCCAAUAUCUGGAGGGGUGAGCAUAAGCAGGCCGCUGAUGGUGAACAUGGUGUGCAAGCUCGCUUUGACAUUGAGCAGCUAGGCGUGGACCGUAGACUGCUUGUCAACCGCGCCAAGAAGCUCAAAAUGUACCGCUGCUGGCUGCAGGGUCGGUUUAGGAAGAAAUAGACAACCAAAUCAUUUCCAUCAACAACUACGUACUAGUCGCAUUGAAUCCCUUCGCAAUGGAUGCUUUCACACG